AUGUCAAUGAAUAAUUACAGUAGUUUCAACGGAUUUAUAUCCGCUUGUAGGCCGGAUGCAUCUUUUGGAUCUCAAAACAAUGCUACUGGAAGUAAUGUCUAUAGAAGGAUUCAGGCAGCGUUGGAAGUAGGAUACCCCAACACUGAUCCAAAUCAGUUCAUUUCGCAUAACUAUGCGGUAUCUGGAUCUGGGAGAAUUCAAAUUCCUGCGUUCGAAGCUCCUUCUCCGUACGAUUUUGCCGUCCAGAUGUUGAUGGCUACUGUCAAAACCAUAAGUUUUGACGGAAGUUGGCAGCUUACAGGACCAGGUGUUGAUUCGGGGUACAACCAGGAGGGAACAGGCAUCAUUGCUUUUCCACAGCUUAACGGAUCAACUUCCUAUACAUGGACAAUCGAUUAUCAUUACGCAGGCAAUGAGCCGCAGUUCAUUCUAGCCAGAAUAUACUAUUAUAUAUUACUAUCACGACUUCCUUCCAUUCUGCUGAAUCCGGCUUUUGUGUUUCAUUUUUUAAAGAGGUUCCUUGAUAAUGACCAAGCCCCCAUCUGUGGAUCAACUUUGUUCAUUAUGGUGAAAAGAUAUCCAAACGAAAACGAUGUUCACGAUCUUAUCACUCAAUUACGGAACAACCAUGUUUUCGUUUACUUCUCUGUCAAUGAUACACCUUCCGGAGGAAACAAUCCGAGAGCUUUGUUCGAUUUAUCUAUGUAUACCAAUGGUUAUUGUGUUUUCAGUAGAUUUACAGGAGAUGUGGCGACAUAUUCGACAGAAGUAUUUGAUGAGACUUACCAAAUAGUCGCUCAAAAUUUUGUUGUUUCCGGAUCCGGCAGAAUUGAAUUACCGCUGUUCAAAUUUCCUGAACCAUAUCCGGGAGAGUGGCAAAAUUUUAUUACUUGGAUGAUCACUAUUCAAAGUCACGUGCUCGAUUCUGAUUUUAUUACCUUGAACUAUACAUUCGCCAGCACGGACGGUACUUCUGUGUUAACAGGACCAGAUCCUAACAUCGAUACGAUUAGUGUAUUGAUGGGAACUGGAUACAGUGGCUGGACUGAAUUGAACGGUACCAACGAAUACAAAUGGACUAUUGAUUAUAAAUACGCCGGCAAUGAACCUCAGGUCAUCGAGGUCAGACUUUACAACAGAAACUAUCAAGAUUUCCUACCGCUACCUGACUACUGA
Molecule: messenger RNA, 1176 nt
Organism: Caenorhabditis briggsae
Lineage: Eukaryota; Metazoa; Nematoda; Chromadorea; Rhabditida; Rhabditidae
Exons: 10
Coding region: 1-1176 (391 amino acids)
Biological process (GO): innate immune response
Source: RefSeq, a predicted model, not a curated record